This is a messenger RNA of Ailuropoda melanoleuca (giant panda), 1379 nucleotides long. RefSeq names its product CRELD disulfide isomerase 2 (gene CRELD2). Lineage: Eukaryota; Metazoa; Chordata; Mammalia; Carnivora; Ursidae. The record is from RefSeq and is a predicted model, not a curated record. Gene Ontology annotation, molecular function: calcium ion binding.
AUGCAUACCGUCAGCUCGCAAGCAGCGGACAGCCAGUGCCCAACCCGGGCUGCCUCCCUCCCGCAGGAGACCGAGGGCAGAAGCCACAGGCGCGCCGCCUACGUGGACGGCACCGGCAGCGCCGAGGGCGAGCCGGAGCGCUGGCCCAGCGCCCGGGAAGGCAGCGCGGGGGCACGGGCUCCACUGAAAGUGGACAACCCCCCGGCGGGAGACACGAGCGGCACUCAGAGCCAGAGACGACCACGGCCCACGCUCGUCGUGGCUCUCCUCAUUCAAACCACCGUUCCCGCGCCAGCGGCCUCGGGCCGGCGGCGACGCUCCCUCCGCUCGGGGCCCCCGCCGCCCUCCCCCGACAGCCCGGGUCGCGCCCUCGCCCGCCGCCAGCCCCGAGAGCCCCAGCCGCGAUUCCUCAGGAAGAAAGAGUAUCCCGAUUUAUUUGAAUGGUUUUGUGUGAAAACGCUGAAAGUUUGCUGUUUGCCGGGAACGUAUGGGCCAGACUGCCUCGCGUGCCAGGGCGGGUCCGAGAGGCCCUGCAGCGGGAACGGGCACUGCAGCGGGGACGGCAGCAGGCAGGGGGACGGGUCCUGCCAGUGCCACGUCGGCUACCAGGGGGCCACGUGCACCGACUGCGCAGAUGGCUACUUCAGCUCACGGAGGAACGAGACGCACAGCAUCUGCACAGCUUGUGACGAGUCCUGUAAGACGUGCACGGGCCCAACCAACAGAGACUGCAGCCAGUGCGCAGUGGGCUGGGUGCAGGAGGACGACGCCUGCGUGGAUGUGGACGAGUGUGCAGCAGAGACGCCUCCCUGCGGCGACCAGCAGUACUGUGAGAACGUGAACGGCUCGUUCGUGUGCGAAGAAUGUGAUUCUACCUGUGUGGGCUGCACGGGGCAGGGUCCAGGACGCUGUAAAGAGUGCAUCCCUGGCUACACCAAAGAAAGCGGCCAAUGCGCAGACAUAGACGAGUGCGCGGGCGCAGAGAAGGCGUGCACGCGUGAGAACGAGAACUGUUACAACACUCCCGGGAGCUACGUGUGCGUGUGUCCCGAGGGCUUCGAAGACACGGAAGACGCGUGUGUGCGGACACAGACCCUGGGCAGUGAAGUCACAGAGGACCCUACACGGCCGCCCUCGCAUGAAGACUUAUGAUGCGCGUCCAGAGCCGGGCCAGACCCGCCCUUUAAAUUAUUCAGACUGACGUCCUGGAAACGCGGUCCUCGCACCCGUUUCUCCAGGGGACGGUGGAGGGGCAGCUGCCACCUUGGAAAUGGUUCAUGCCUAUUUGGCCCUUCAAAAAGCUACAGUUCCUGGUUGUUCUUAAACAGAUGUGUAUAUUUUGAUACCUUUGUUUAUAAUAAAAUUGACCGUUGGAGGUA